Molecule: messenger RNA, 4862 nt
Organism: Phacochoerus africanus (Common warthog)
Lineage: Eukaryota; Metazoa; Chordata; Mammalia; Artiodactyla; Suidae
Gene: ADAM10
Product: ADAM metallopeptidase domain 10
Exons: 16
Coding region: 442-2688 (748 amino acids)
Biological process (GO): membrane protein ectodomain proteolysis; Notch signaling pathway
Cellular component (GO): plasma membrane; synaptic membrane
Molecular function (GO): metalloendopeptidase activity involved in amyloid precursor protein catabolic process
Source: RefSeq, a predicted model, not a curated record
GCAGGCCUAGCAGCCCGGGAACUGGCCCCGGCACGCAUGCGCGCGUCCCUGGGGUGCCUGGGGGAGGGGGAGGGGCGGGCUGAAGGGGUGCGGCUCUGCCUGCCGGUUGGGCGCCCGUGGGUCACGUGGCAAGGAAGGAGGCGGAGGUCCCGGGCUCGGGGGAGGGAGGUAGAGAAGAGGGAAGGAGCGAGGGAAGGAAAGCGGGGAAGGGAGGAAGGAAACGAACGAAGGGGUGGGAGGUCCCUGUUUUGGAGGUGCUGGGAGCUUUGCCGGCCCCUGAAGUGGGGCGAGAGGGAGGUGCUUCGCCGUUCUCCUGCCGGGGGAGGUCCCGGCUUCUCUUGGAGGCUCUGGACCGAGCCUCUUCAGCUUCUCCCUCCGGAUCGAUGUGCUGCUGUUAACCCGUGAGGAGACGGCGGCAGCAGCCAGCAGCGGCAGCGGAAGAUGGUGUUGCUGAGAGUGUUAAUUCUGCUCCUCUCCUGGGCAGCGGGGCUGGGAGGUCAGUAUGGAAAUCCUUUAAAUAAAUACAUUAGACAUUAUGAAGGAUUGUCUUAUGAUGUGGAUUCAUUACACCAAAAACACCAGCGUGCCAAAAGAGCAGUUUCACAUGAGGACCAGUUUUUACGUCUAAAUUUCCAUGCUCAUGGAAGACAUUUCAACCUACGAAUGAAGAGGGACACUUCCCUUUUCAGUGAUGAAUUUAGGGUGGAAACAUCAAAUAAAGUACUUGAUUAUGAUACCUCUCAUAUUUACACUGGACAUAUUUAUGGUGAAGAAGGAAGUUUUAGCCAUGGGUCUGUUAUUGAUGGAAGAUUUGAAGGAUUCAUUCAGACUCAUGGCGGCACAUUUUAUAUUGAGCCAGCAGAGAGAUAUAUUAAAGACCGAACUCUGCCAUUUCACUCUGUCAUUUAUCAUGAAGAUGAUAUUAACUAUCCCCAUAAAUAUGGUCCACAGGGGGGCUGUGCAGAUCAUUCAGUAUUUGAAAGGAUGAGGAAGUACCAGAUGACUGGUGUAGAAGAAGUAACACAGACACCUCAAGAAAAGCAUGUUAAUAAUGGUCCAGAACUUCUGAGGAAAAAACGUACAACUUCAGCUGAAAAAAAUACUUGUCAGCUUUAUAUUCAGACUGAUCAUCUGUUCUUUAAAUAUUAUGGAACACGAGAAGCUGUGAUUGCCCAGAUAUCCAGUCAUGUUAAAGCGAUUGAUACAAUUUACCAGACCACAGACUUCUCCGGAAUCCGUAACAUCAGUUUCAUGGUGAAACGCAUAAGAAUCAACACAACUGCUGAUGAGAAGGACCCUACAAAUCCCUUCCGUUUUCCAAAUAUUGGUGUGGAGAAGUUUCUGGAAUUGAAUUCCGAGCAGAAUCAUGAUGACUACUGUUUGGCCUAUGUCUUCACAGACCGAGAUUUUGAUGAUGGUGUCCUUGGUCUGGCAUGGGUUGGAGCACCUUCAGGAAGCUCUGGAGGAAUAUGUGAAAAAAGCAAGCUCUAUUCAGAUGGUAAGAAGAAAUCCUUAAACACUGGAAUUAUUACUGUUCAGAACUAUGGGUCCCAUGUACCCCCCAAAGUUUCUCACAUUACAUUUGCUCAUGAAGUUGGACAUAACUUUGGAUCUCCACAUGAUUCUGGAACAGAGUGUACUCCAGGAGAAUCUAAGAAUUUAGGACAAAAAGAAAAUGGCAAUUACAUCAUGUAUGCAAGAGCAACAUCUGGGGACAAACUUAACAACAAUAAAUUCUCACUCUGUAGUAUUAGAAAUAUAAGUCAAGUUCUUGAGAAGAAGAGAAACAACUGUUUUGUUGAAUCUGGCCAGCCUAUCUGUGGAAAUGGAAUGGUAGAGCAAGGUGAACAAUGUGAUUGUGGCUAUAGUGACCAGUGUAAAGAUGAGUGCUGCUAUGAUGCAAACCAGCCAGAGGGGAAAAAAUGCAGGCUGAAACCUGAAAAGGAGUGCAGUCCAAGUCAAGGUCCCUGUUGCACAGCACAGUGUAAAUUCAAAUCCAAAACUGAGAAGUGUCGGGAUGAUUCAGACUGUGCAAAAGAAGGAAUAUGUAAUGGCAUCACAGCUCUCUGCCCAGCAUCUGAUCCUAAACCAAACUUUACAGACUGUAAUAGGCAUACGCAAGUAUGCAUUAAUGGGCAAUGUGCAGGUUCUAUCUGUGAGAAAUAUGGCUUGGAGGAGUGUACCUGUGCCAGUUCUGAUGGCAAAGAUGAUAAGGAAUUAUGCCAUGUCUGCUGUAUGAAGAAGAUGGAGCCAUUAACUUGUGCCAGUACAGGGUCUGAGAAGUGGAAGAAGCACUUCCUUGGUCGAACCAUCACCCUGCAACCUGGAUCCCCAUGCAAUGAUUUCAGAGGCUACUGUGAUGUUUUCAUGCGGUGCAGAUUAGUAGAUGCUGAUGGUCCUCUAGCUAGGCUUAAAAAAGCAAUUUUCAGUCCAGAGCUCUAUGAAAACAUAGCUGAAUGGAUCGUGGCUUAUUGGUGGGCAGUAUUACUUAUGGGAAUUGCCCUGAUCAUGUUAAUGGCUGGUUUUAUCAAGAUAUGCAGUGUUCACACUCCAAGUAGUAAUCCAAAGUUGCCUCCUCCCAAACCUCUUCCAGGCACUUUAAAGAGGAGGAGACCCCCCCAGACCAUUCAGCCACCCCAGCGCCAGAGGCCCCGGGAAAGUUAUCAAAUGGGACACAUGAGACGUUAACUCAGCUUUUGCCUUGGUUCUUCCUAGUGCCUACAAUGGGAAAACUUCACUCCAAAGAGAAACCUAUUAAAUCAUCAUCCCCAAACUAAACCCUCACAAACAACAGUUGAAGAAACAAAUGGCAAGAGAUCAUGUCCUCAGAUCAGGUGGAAUUACUUAAAUUUUAAAGCCUGAAAAUUCCAAUUUGGGGGUGGGAUGUGAAAAAAGAACCCAAUUUUCUUAUGGACGGAUAUUUUUAACCUAAUGGCACAAAGUCUUAGAAUAUUAUUAUGUGCCCCGUGUUCCCUGUUCUUCGUUGCUGCAUUUUCUUCACUUGCAGGCAAACUUGGCUCUCGAUAGACUUUUAUCACAAAUUGAAAAAUAUAUAUAUUUUUUUCAACUGCCAAUCAAGGCUAGGAGGCUCGACCACCUCAACAUUGGAGACAUCACUUGCCAAUGUACAUACCUUGUUAUAUGCAGACCUGUAUUUCUUACGUACACUGUACUUCUGUGUGCAAUUGUAAACAAAUUGCAAUAUGGAUGUUUCUUUGUAUUAUAAAAAUUUUCCGCUCUUAAUGAAAAAUUACUGUUUAAUUGACAUACUCAGGAUAACAGAGAAUGGUGGUAUUCAGUGGUCCAGGAUUCUGUAAUGCUUUACCCAGGCAGUUUUGAAGCAAGAAGCAGUUUACCUUUUCCUUAUGAUGGAGUCGGAUCUGAUAUUCAUUUUGUUUUAUCAAAUGGCUGCUAAGAGCACAGGAGUGACUCCGCUGAAGAACUUGGUUAAGUGUUUUGUGCAAACUGGACAUAUGCAGCAUACUACUACUUCAGAUUUAGUUCUUUAUGUAAAUGUCUGAUUUCUGCUUACUUAUUUUAAACUUUCUAAUCCAAUUCCAUUUUAGAAUUGAUAGGUGAAAUUUUGUUCAUGCUUUGGUAGGAAAUAUGUCUUUGAAAUGAUUCUUUUUAUAUGCAGCCUCUUAUUUGUGUUUCCAUAUAUCUAAAGUAUGCUAAUUAUGUCUUUGGUUUUGUCUGAUACGGAAAAGAAAAGCUGUGUCUCUAUUUUAUCAAAAUAUUUGAACAAUUUUUUCAGCAUAUCAUCACUAAUCAUUGGUAACCACUAAAGAAGAGUGAUUUGCUUACCUAGUAGUUAUAAUUGUAGAUAGGCCUUCCGACAUUUUUUUCCCUAAAAUAUUUUAACAACAGUGAAGGUGAAACAGCACAAUGUCCCAUUCCAAAUUAUUUUUUAAACAGUUGUAAAUAAUUGGCUUUUUAAAGAAAAAAGAAGAAGCAUUUAAUAUAUUAAUAGGCUUAUUGCUAUGCAGGAAUGGAAGGAGGCAUUACAAAAGAUUUUAAGCUUGUGACAUAUUUAUUGCUUAUGUUUUCCAAUGACAUCACUUAAAUUAGAAGUAAACAGCUAUGAUUUUCCUGGCUUCAUAUAGGAGGCAAAUUUAGGGAAAGUUGAAAAGAUUUGUGUUCGGCUUUUUUUUUUUUUUUUUCCUUAUUUUCUUAAGAGUAUAAGGUUUACACAAUCAUUCUCAUAAUGUGACGCAAGCCAGCAAGGCCAAAAAUGCUAGAGAAAAUAAUGGGAUCUCUUCCUUGUAAACUUGUACAGUACGUGGUGACUUUUUUCAAAAUACAGCUUUUUGUACAUGAUUUAGAGACAAAUUUUGUACAUGAAACCCCAGAUAGACUAUAAAUAAUUCUAAACAAACAAGUAGGUAGAUAUGUAUGUAAUUGCUUUUAAAUCAUUAAAAUGCCUUUGUUUUUGGACUGUGCAAAGGUUGGAAGUGGGUUUGCAUUUCUAAAAUGGUGAGUUUUAUUCUGCAAGAGUUCUUAGUAACUUCUUGAGUGUGGUAGACUUUGGAACAUGUACAUUUUUUGCUUGUAAUGUUAUCCUGUGGUAGGGUUUUGGCAGGUACACACUGCCCUAUUUUAUUUUGAGUCUAAGUUAAAUGUUUUCUGAAAAGAGAUAUGUGCACUGAACUCUUUCCACUGCAAAUCAAGAUGUGGUAAAACAAAAGGAUCAAGACAAAUGAGAUCUAAUACUACUGUCAGUUUAAUGUCCACUGUGUUUUAUACAGUAUCUUUUUGUUCACUUUGGAAAUUUUUACUAAAAAUGGCAAAAAAUAAAGUAUUGUGCAAAGAUGUAAGGUUUUUUGAAACUUGAAAUGCAUUAAUAAAUAGACUUGAUGAAAUCA